AUGCCUGUCACACGGGCAGAGACCGAGAAUGAUGAUGGUUUGAAUAAGGUCGCCGCUGGCAAGAUCACGGAAGUCCAAGGCGACUCACAUUUUUACGAGACGAUUACAGCAGCACCUCUGAAUGCAUGGUCUAAGACUAGUCUGCAGCUCUACGCUAUUCUUCUCGUUGCUGCACUUAAUGCUACAGCAUCCGGCUUUGAUGGGUCAAUCUUCAGCUCGAUUAACGCCAUGACCCAAUAUCAAUCAUACUUUCAUCACAAGGAGCUUGGGGCGACUACUGGAAUCAUCUUUAUGAUCUACACGAUCGGUAACAUGAUUGGCUCUCUUUUCACUGGCCCCAUCUGCGAUUUCUUCGGUCGCCGAGCUGGAGUCGCAUAUGCAAGUGCGAAGGCUGAUGGAGAACUUGCGUUCCGCCUACCUCUAGGCUUACAACUGCUACCUCCCGUCUUCAUCUUCGUCGGUGCAAUUCUGGUCCCUGAGUCACCUCGAUGGCUCACAAUGUGGGGCAAGAAGGAACGAGCCGAACAGAUCCUUGCGAAAUACCACGGAGGCGGUGACAUCAAUCAUCCUAUUGUCAGACUGGAAUUGCGAGAGUUUGAGCAAAGCAUUGAACUGCAGAAGACGUCAAGUAUCUGGAACUACUGGGCUUUGGUCAAUACGCAUAAUGCCCGAUGGCGUUUCACGAUGAUGGCCUUUAUGUCAUUCUUUGCCCAAAUGGCAGGCAACUCGGUGCUCACAUAUUACCUCCCAUCGAUGUAUACGCUUCUCGGGAUCACCUCUACUGAGCGCCGGCUGCUCCUAACGUUCAUGAAUUCUAUUGUUUCAUGUGCCGGGGCUGUGGCAGGGUCUGCUACCAACGACCGUAUUGGGCGCCGUACCAAGUUGUGGGUGGGCAGUCUAGUCCUUGCCGGGCUAUUCGCCGGUGUGACCGGUUUCUCGAGCCAGUUUGAAGAUAAGACAAAGACAGUCAGCACAAGUCUCUCCAACGGCGGUGUCGCAUUUAUCUUCCUAUUUGGUGCUGCGUAUUCGUUCGUAUAUACUCCGUUGACUGCGACAUACUGUGCCGAAGUCCUUGCAAACCACACUCGUGCGAAGGGCAUGGGAAUCCACGUUAUUAUGUCCAACUGUGCCAAUUUGUACAACACUUUUGUCACAGCAGUCGCCCUCGAGGCUAUAGACUGGAGAUACUAUCUUAUCUUUGUGGGAUUGAACGUUGUGUACAGCGCUGUCUGGUUCAUUUUCGGCGUCGAGACGCGUGGACGGACUCUCGAAGAGCUAGAUGAAGUGUUUGAUGCCAAGUGGCCGCCCCGUGCCGCACUCAGGAAGGCCGUCAUGGUUAAGAAGGACGACGGACACCUAGAGGGCAUUGGGGGUGAGAUUGAUGAAGGGCGUCAGGCGUGA
This is a messenger RNA of Phaeoacremonium minimum UCRPA7, 1401 nucleotides long. RefSeq names its product putative hexose transport-related protein. The record is from RefSeq and is a predicted model, not a curated record. Gene Ontology annotation, molecular function: carbohydrate:proton symporter activity. The transcript has 7 exons. The coding region runs from base 1 to 1401 and encodes 466 amino acids. Gene Ontology annotation, biological process: carbohydrate transport; transmembrane transport. Gene Ontology annotation, cellular component: membrane. NCBI's taxonomy places the organism in Eukaryota, Fungi, Ascomycota, Sordariomycetes, Togniniales, Togniniaceae.